CCUUCAACUAAGAUCACAAGAUUUUCAUCUACCUGGAGCGAAAUGGCUAAAGCUUUAGUGCUGCUGUCUUUGGUCCUGGUCAGUGUUUUUGUGAAUAAUGGGACUGCCUCAGAGAACCAGAGGCUCUUCAACAACGCAGUCAUCCGUGUACAACACCUGCACCAGCUGGCUGCAAAAAUGAUCAAUGACUUUGAGGACAGCCUGUUACCUGAGGAACGCAGGCAGCUGAGUAAAAUCUUCCCAUUGUCCUUCUGCAACUCUGACUCUAUAGAGGCUCCCACUGGCAAAGAUGAAACGCAGAAAAGCUCUGUGCUGAAGCUGCUUCGCAUCUCCUUCCGCCUCAUUGAGUCUUGGGAGUAUCCCAGCCAGACCCUUAGUGGAACCAUCUCAAACAGCCUGACCAUCGGCAACCCCAGCCAGAUCACAGAGAAGCUGGCCGAUCUGAAAGUGGGCAUCAGCGUGCUCAUAAAGGGAUGUCUUGAUGGACAGCCAAACAUGGACGAUAAUGACUCCCUGCCAUUGCCUUUUGAGGAUUUCUACUUGACUUUGGGGGAGAAUAACCUCAGAGAGAGCUUUCGUCUGCUGGCCUGCUUUAAAAAAGACAUGCACAAGGUUGAAACCUACCUGAGGGUUGCGAACUGCAGGCGAUCCCUCGAUUCCAACUGUACCCUGUAGAGGGCGCCAGUAGACAAUUAGCCAUAGCCUGUAAUACGAUUGUGCUUUGCUACAAAUCAAAGACCAGAUUAUGUCCUCAAACCCCCUUAAACCCAAGUAUUUUCUGGUCCUAAAUUUGCAGGAAAGUUCAGUCGGGCAAGGCUAAGUCUCAUGUUUAAUCUUUUCAUGCCACUAUUGUAUUUAUUUAUUCUUUUUAGGGAGCACUCGUUCAUAAUUUAUAAAGAGAUGAAUUAAUUAAUUCAAAGCAAAAAGGUUAAAUCCGAUUUACCAUUUCAAAUGGUGCUAAGAAAUGUAUGUUAAUGUCUUUUGAAAUGUGUCUAAAUUUACUUUAAAAUAAAAAAGUGCUCUAGUAUGUUUUACUAGGCUUAAAAUCAGUGUCCAUAAUGUAAUUUGAGUUCACUCCCAUAAGUAUUGCAAUGUCUUAGAUCGUGCCUUAA
This is a messenger RNA of Paramisgurnus dabryanus, 1112 nucleotides long. The record is from RefSeq and is a predicted model, not a curated record. Lineage: Eukaryota; Metazoa; Chordata; Actinopteri; Cypriniformes; Cobitidae.